Messenger RNA from Conger conger (European conger), 948 nucleotides. Its product is annotated as odorant receptor 131-2-like. Bases 1 to 948 code for a protein of 315 amino acids. Gene Ontology annotation, molecular function: G protein-coupled receptor activity. The transcript has a single exon. Gene Ontology annotation, cellular component: membrane. Gene Ontology annotation, biological process: G protein-coupled receptor signaling pathway. Lineage: Eukaryota; Metazoa; Chordata; Actinopteri; Anguilliformes; Congridae. The record is from RefSeq and is a predicted model, not a curated record.
AUGAAGGAGGCAAAUUCAUCUGAAGAACAACAAGAAGACUUCCAUCUAUAUUUGGAUAUAGCGACCGUGACAAGAGUGGUUGUUGUGAUUACAACCUCCAUAUUCUUCAUUUAUGUGAACAGCAUCAUGUUCUUCACCCUGUGGAACAAACCCACCUUUAGUGAGAUCUCCCGCUACAUCCUCUUUGGCAACAUGCUAUUAAUUGAUUCUGUCCACCUCAUGGGCACCACAGUUCUGUACGCAAUUGGUGCAGCACGCUUUCACCUGAUCAAGGCUGCCUGCGCCCUGCUGACACUGAUGCCCGCCACCACAUACACCACCUCCCCCUUGAACCUGGCAGUGAUGUCACUGGAGCGAUAUGUAGCAAUUUGCUUCCCCUUGAGACACACAGAGAUCGCCACACAGAGGAGGACAAACAUUGCCAUUGGAGUAGUCUGGUUUUUUGGCUCCUUAAACUUCGUCAUAGACAUGUUUUACAUUACUGUUAAAAAACCACACUCUCUCACUGCACUCAUAGCCUGCACACGGCCAGAUCUGUUCCCUGCUAAAUGGCACAUAAAAUUGGGCCAGGGCUUAAACAGCUUUUACUUUGUGGUUGUGGCUUUAACCAUCAUCUACACCUACAUUGGCAUUGUAGUAGCUGCUAGGUCAGUCUCUACAGACAAGGUUUCAGCCAACAAGGCCCACAAAACUGUACUGCUCCACAUGUUUCAGCUGGGACUGUGUCUUACUUCUCUUCUGUAUGGAAUUUUUGAGAGUAUGACAGUGACAAGUGGUUCGUCCAUGUUCUUGUAUUUGCAAAUCUUAAACUUUAUCUCCCUCAUAAUUCUUCCUCGAUGUCUGAGUCCCCUCAUUUAUGGCUUGAGGGACAAUGCCUUCAGGCCAGUGUUCCUCAGAUACUUCAGCUGCAACCACAGAAAAAUCAAACCUGAUGUAGCAGGACACUGA